CUCAGAGCUCCUGAUGGUCACCAUCAAACCCCCGGGUCUGGUCUGAAUGGUCGUGAAACCAGAGUCAGUGUAGACACCGUCCGUCCGGAUCUGUGCUCUUUUUUAUUGUGUCCUGCUGUGCAGCUCACGCGAGGCUGCAGCUACACCUGCACCAGGUUUGAAUCCUCAGCCACUCAUCAGUGACUGACCCGCGGCUGUUUGCUGUUCAGAUGUUGGGAGACAAGGCUCACGGUGUGACUCUGAAGGUUAUGGAAUACACAUAUGAUGAUGACCUGGAAGAGCUGUGUCCUGUGUGCGGAGACAAAGUGUCCGGGUAUCACUACGGUCUGCUCACCUGCGAGAGCUGCAAGGGUUUCUUCAAGAGGACGGUGCAGAACAACAAGAGGUACACGUGCGCGGAAAACCAGGAGUGUAAAAUAGACAAGACCCAGAGGAAGAGAUGUCCCUUCUGUCGCUUCCAGAAAUGUCUUAACGUCGGGAUGAGGCUAGAAGCUGUGCGUGCAGACCGCAUGCGUGGGGGGAGAAAUAAAUUCGGGCCCAUGUACAAGAGAGACAGGGCCUUGAAGCAGCAAAAGAAGGCUUUGAUUCGAUCCAACGGGUUCAAGCUGGAGAGCGCCGCUCCUCCGCCGGCCUCGCCACUGCAGACCGACUACGGCUUCACUGGCACCCUGCACACCCUGCCCACCAUCUCCAAAAGCCUGCUUCCCUCCACCCCCAGCUCCAUCACCCCCACAGACUACGAGGCAAACCUCUAUGGACCCCCGUCCCUGGGCAUGGCCAUGCAGUCCCAUGUGCCCCUCACCUCCCAGUACCAGUACACAGCCUUCCCCGGCAGGGUAAUCAAAGCCGAGUGUCCCGACUACACCAGCUCCCCCGAGUCUCUGACAGGAUACCCCUACCCUGACAUGUACCCUUCGGCCUCGCCGCAGCCCCCAAGCCUGCCACCGCUGGUUCUGGAGCUGCUGCGCUGCGACCCAGACGAACUGGUGGUACAGAAUAAGAUCGUUGCUCACCUGCAGCAGGAACAGGGGGGGCGGGGCCGGCUGGACAAACCCAGCACCUUCAGCCUCAUGUGUCGCAUGGCGGACCAGACUCUCUUCUCCAUAGUGGAGUGGGCUCGGAGCUGCAUCUUCUUCAAGGAGCUUAGGGUGGGCGAUCAAAUGAAGCUGCUCCACAACUGCUGGUCUGAGCUCCUGGUCCUGGAUCACAUUUUCAGACAGGUGCAGCAUGGGAAGGAAGACAGCAUCCUGCUGGUGACGGGCCAGGAGGUGGAGCUGUCGUCCAUCUUGUCCCAGGCUGAGGCCACACUGUCAGGUCUGGUCCAGAGGGGUCAGGAGCUGGCGGCGAGGUUGCGGACACUGCAGGUUGACCGCAGAGAGAUCGCCUGUAUGAAGUUCCUCCUCCUGUUCAACCCCAAUGUGAAGCUGCUGGAGAACCAGGCGUUUGUGGAGGGUGUCCAGGAGCAGGUGAACACGGCCUUGCUGGAGUAUACCCUCUCCACCUACCCUCAGUUCCAGGACAAGUUCAGCCAGCUGGUGGUGCGGCUGCCGGAGCUGCGCUCCCUCAGCACACAGGCAGAGGACUACCUGUGCUACAUGCACCUGAGCGGAGAGGUGCCCUGCAACAACCUGCUCAUCGAGAUGCUGCACGCCAAGCGAGCAUGCGUGUGAGGGACGUGCGAGGAUACUCCGCCGCCGUCACCGUGUGUUUGUCUAGGUGAGACUGUGGGAGUGAGAGGAAGAUUCCCGGGCUUGUACGGCUCAUCUGUGUUCGGCCUUUUGUUUGAGUCAGAGGAGAAAAUGUUCUUUUGACUUUGGAAUUAUAAAGCUCCAUCUGUUCUCAAGGUCAUCUCUGAUAUCGUUAAUGUGACCUUUACAAACUGGAUUUUCUUCCCUGUUUUCAAAAAUCUAAAAUUAGAGUCACGAUAAAAGCAUGCUACGACCCAGCAUACACCAGUGCUGAACGGCCAUUUAGACAUGGACGUCUGUCCACAGCUGCUAUGACGUCCACACCUAAACAUCUGUCUGAUAUCACUGCUAAACUGUGAUCGGAAUUUUAUUGUGAAAUCUGGAGCUGGGUGGGCUGAUGUUGACCUGUCACAUCACAGGAUGGGACCGUUACCGUGGAAACACCUGAUGGAUGGCUAACAUGCACUUUUUCAAACAGACAUCGAAGCUUCUUCUCAGAAAUCAAAUUUUAAUGUCAGAAUGAGUCGUUUUUGAUCCAAAUGUCAGAUGAAACUUUAUGAUUCCAAGAUCAGUGACUUGUUCCCAGAUGAUGAUGAUGAUGAUGAUGAUGAUGAUGAUGAUGAUUAUUAUUAUUUUUUAGAUGAAGACAGACUUCAGGGUAACACAGUAUACUGUGGUCUCGUCAGACUAGACUAGCACUGCUCGUAUCUCUGCACUUGUUCUUUUAGUCACCAACCUUACAAAAAAAUAAAUACAUAUGAAAGCUCUAUGGGCUUUCAGUAUAGUUUUGUUUUUAUCUAUUUAGAUGUUAAUAUAUUGGUCUAUCAAAGCUUAAAAAACAUUCAAUUGAGUUAUUCAUCAAACUCUGAGACAAAGAGACAGACAAAGACAGGAGGAGGGAGAACGACACAUCAGUGUGCAGAUGGAUGACCAUGUGAAACAUCUGUAGGUGUUUCACUGGGGCCAGAGAUGACACAGGGAGGGAAAAGAUGCAUCUGGAAACAUCUGGUUUCAAGUUUCUUUUAUUUCUGGUUCAGUGUCUGAAGAAAACAAUGCUAUGUUCACACUCACAUUCAUGUCACCUGUGUAUGGACGGAAGAUCUGAAGUGAAGAUGCUGCAGAGAUCUCACUGUCCAAACUGUCUGUAAAUAAUGUCCAAAAAAAGCUGAUGCUCAAUAUUUUCUUAUUUUCAACAAGCUGAGCUUACUCCCCAUCCUGUCUGUGUUCCACUGUUCACACAGUCUCAUGUCAAACAUCAGCAGCAGGACGCUGUGUGUGUGUUCGCCUGUGAAUGAGACUGUUCAAACACUGAGUUCAACCUUGUCUCAGAGUCACUGCUUUAUACAAAGUGCAGGAAGCUGAUGUGACAUGAGUCCAUGUGUGGUCGGCUUCAGGCUUUUUAAUUGUAGGAGAGACCUCCAAACCUCAACCUGUUGCUUCAACACAGCCACAACAGCACUCAUCAUGUCUCCGUUGACACAAGCAAAUAUUUAAUAAUGUAGGAAAGCUAAUAAAAUAUGUCAAGAGUAUUUUCCAGAUUUGUUCAGUAUGAACAUUUGGUGACUUUGGAAAUACAAUUAUUUAAAAUGGUUCCUUCUUAUGCUAAUAAAAAAACAUAAUUCAUUUCAAAUGUAUUUGCUGUUGCAGAUUAGCAGCUGAGUAUUUUCCUUCAUUUCCUGUUUGUUUUGUUUUGGCCUGACUGAUGACGUUUCUCAUCCACACCUGUCGCCAUCUUUGUGUCGCUAUUUUUUUUUAUUAUGUAGCUAGGUGUAGCUAAGUUAGCUACGAAGGAAGAUGCCAUUUCAAAUUUGCCUAAAGAGCUCUGAGUGCUCGAUUGCAACGGAGCUAUUUGCAUCACUUUAAACAUGAGAGACGGGUGCUGUGACCCGGUCAAACACACAUAGUGAUCUUUUUUAAAAUUCUGCUCCUUAAAGCUCCAAUAAACAAUUACACUGAAUUAAAAUGAGUUUCUAAGUGACACAUUCCUGCAUAUUGUAUAUAUUUUAAAACAACACCACAGGCCUUGUCAGCCCGACACACACGAUCAGAACACUGUGCUGUGUGUUUGCAGCAGCUAGUGUUUCUCUGUUGAACAGUAGCACUCAUGUAUUUUGGACGACAGUGUGACUGACAAUCACCGUGACGAUCACAAUGACGAUCACCGUGACCAGCUGAUGAACAGUUUAAACAGUGUGUGUGUUAAUAUUGUGCAGCUCGACUUUCUCACUGUGGACAUUUAAAAAAAAUCAUCCCUUUGCUCGUACGUCGAUGUGGCAGAGUAGACAAUCACUCCACCUGCCUUAACUUACUGUCUGAACACACACACACACACACACACACACACACACACACACACACACACACACACACACACAGACAUACACACACUCUGUGUUUCACUCUGUACAGUAUAUUUAUGUUGUGAAGUGAAUAUCUGCUGCAAAGAUGAAGAUACAUUUCAACACUGAGAAACGUUCUCUGCUUUAUGUUGAGGUCAAUUUGCUGUCGUGGAGCUGAUUCUCUUGAUAUUGCCUUUGUUUGUUUUUGUUUUUUUGUUUUUUUUCCUCACUUAUUUUUUUCCUGUGAGUUUAACAGUUUGUCCCGUUUUCUCCCAAAAGAGUAAAGUGACUAAAACAUUUUGUUUUCUUUAAAUAAAUUUUAUUGUAAUAGCAUU
Messenger RNA from Seriola dumerili (greater amberjack), 4362 nucleotides. It is a transcript of the gene nr5a1, whose product is annotated as nuclear receptor subfamily 5 group A member 1. The transcript has 7 exons. NCBI's taxonomy places the organism in Eukaryota, Metazoa, Chordata, Actinopteri, Carangiformes, Carangidae. Gene Ontology annotation, cellular component: RNA polymerase II transcription regulator complex. Gene Ontology annotation, biological process: regulation of transcription by RNA polymerase II; hormone-mediated signaling pathway; tissue development. Bases 210 to 1670 code for a protein of 486 amino acids. The record is from RefSeq and is a predicted model, not a curated record. Gene Ontology annotation, molecular function: RNA polymerase II cis-regulatory region sequence-specific DNA binding; zinc ion binding; nuclear receptor activity.